Scaptodrosophila lebanonensis is the source of this 1067-nucleotide messenger RNA. Its product is annotated as protein vem-1. The record is from RefSeq and is a predicted model, not a curated record. Bases 87 to 818 code for a protein of 243 amino acids. The transcript has a single exon. NCBI's taxonomy places the organism in Eukaryota, Metazoa, Arthropoda, Insecta, Diptera, Drosophilidae.
AAAUUCUUCAACAGCUUAAAAAAGUUUAAAAGAGCUGAAAAAAGUUGAAAAAGUUUUGAAAAAGUUUGAACAAAUUUUGAAAAACAAUGUCUUCACUUCCAGGCAAAACCUGGAUCAUGACUCUGCGCGAAGUCUGCUUUUCGCCAUUCGCCAUCGUUGCGCUGUCCUGCGUGUUGGGCUACGCCAUCUAUUCGCGCAGUCGGCCCGAGUAUCCCACCUACGACAUUGAGGACUUUGAGAACCCGGCUGAGGUGAAGGUGAAGCCGCCGCUCCGCAAUUUGCGGUUGACCGAGAAGAUGCUCGCACGCUACAGCUCUCGUCGCAAAGAUGGAUCCUAUUUGAUCGCUUUGCAGGGCACCAUCUACGAUGUGUCCUCUGCCCCGGCAGACUUUGGACCGGGAGGCGUCCACGAACUGCUCACUGGCACCGAGCUAGUGCCCUAUUUAAUGCGGACGGCAGCGGUAGACUUCCUCGACCCCGCGUUUUAUGUGAAAGAGUGGCGAAUAGUUCUUGAGGACCAUUUCCCGGUCGCCGGGCAUGUGCUGCAAGCAAAGGACAACUCUGUACAGCAGUACUGGGAAUCGGCCCAAGGCUCUAGAACCGACAGCUCCGAUAAUGAGAGUGUGCGCACGGCCAACGAUGGUACAGAGAGCGGAGCCGAUGGUGAUCGUGAUCGUGAUCGUGAUGGCGAUGGCAGCUCUACGGGAAGCGCAGUUUUCGCUGAUCUGGAUGAGACCGCGACUGAAGACCGCACAGUUAUAUUCGAGCAUGACGGAGAUACCACAAUUCUACCACAAAAGGAUCUGGCUGAUGCUUGAAUCAAUUUCUUAAAUCAAUCUACUUUCUUUUGUUUCUAAAUUUGAUUUACACUUGAGCAGUUUCAACCGAGCUUCCUCCAUAAGGACUACAUACUUGUAUGCUUCAAGCCAAUUCAGUUUUAUUCAUUCUUCGUCCUUCAACAUUCUUCGGAACACCAAUCAAUACAAAAGCUUUACGCAAACUGAACAAUCUAUGCUGAGAAACACGCACAACAAUCCAUUUAACAAUAAAGUUAAAACAGCACACAA